Nerophis ophidion (straightnose pipefish) is the source of this 1933-nucleotide messenger RNA. RefSeq names its product eukaryotic translation initiation factor 3, subunit Jb (gene eif3jb). The transcript is spliced from 8 exons. The record is from RefSeq and is a predicted model, not a curated record. Gene Ontology annotation, cellular component: eukaryotic translation initiation factor 3 complex; cytoplasm. Bases 187 to 915 code for a protein of 242 amino acids. Gene Ontology annotation, molecular function: translation initiation factor activity. Lineage: Eukaryota; Metazoa; Chordata; Actinopteri; Syngnathiformes; Syngnathidae.
GUCGUUAUCGCACAAGGGUACGGCAGAAAACACGGUGGCGGUUGUAAAACAAAACGAAUAUUACAUUUCAUUUUUUCUUUGGAACCGCUGGCCGAAAGCUUAACACAUUAAUAAGUCUGCGUACAGCCGUGACGUGGAGGAAGUGGGAGAAGAGCCGCCUGUCAAAAGCAGAGCAUCACAGCCAACAUGGCGGACUGGGACGUUGACAGCUUCGAGCCGGAGGGGACGCCUCAGAAGGCGGUACAGGACAAAUGGGAAGGCGAGGACGAAGACGACGAUGUUAGAGACAACUGGGAUGAUGAGGAAGAAGAGGAGAAAAAAGCUGCCGCGAACAAAAUAGAGGUUUCAAAGGUUUCUGAAAAGAAAAAGUUGAGUGAAAAGAUUAAAGAGAAAGAAAACCGUUUAAAGAAAAAACAACAGGAGCUAAAAGAAAAAGAAUUGGAAGAGCAGCAAGAAAAUCUAACCCCUGAAGAACAAGUUGCAGAGAAGUUAAGAGUGCAGAAGCUACAGGAAGAUGCAGACAUGGAGUUAGCAAAAGAUGCCUUCGGAGUUGGGAGUUCUUCAGUAGCUGGAAUUGAUGCCAUGUGUCCAUCUUCCAAAGAAGACUUCACAGAAUUAGAGAAAUUGCUAAAAGAGAAACUAUCCCAGUUUGAAAAAUCAGUCCAUUAUUCAAGCUUUUUGGAUUCAUUGUUUCGGGAACUCUGUAUUACAUUGGAGGUGGAUGAGUUGAAGAAAAUAAGUAACUCCCUUUCUGUUCUACUUAGUGAAAAACAGAAACAAGAAAAGCAAAUGAAAGCCAAGAAGAAGAAGAAGGGUGUCGUGCCCGGUGGUGGUUUAAAAGCACAGAUGAGAGAUGACCUGGACUAUGGUGGUUUUGACGGCGGCUUCACCCAAGAGUAUGAGGACUUCAUGUGACACAGGCUCCGCUGCCACGUCAUGCCCCCUCUUCCAACCUUGAGGGAUGAAACGCUACCUUCCUUUGCUGUCCAGUGUCAUCCUGGAAGAUCAGAACUAUAUGUUGCCCCCUGCAUCUUGCUUCAGUGACUUCAGGGACUGUACUGGUAGCAUCCAGGCUCACUUUCUCUUAACAUUUUAAAAAUAAGAAAUUGCCUUUUCUCUCUUCAUGCAUACUGGACUCACAUGCAAACUCACAUGAUUAAGUUUAUCUGUUAGGUAACCUGCUUCAAGGGAGAAUACGUGUGUACUGUGUCUGUUUUCAGGGCUCAUUUUCAAAGAAAUGUUGCUACUGUCAGAAUAAGAGACAUAGUUGCAGUUAUACAUGUAGUGACAUAGAAACAGAAGGUUCUAUGCAAAUUCUUAAACCAGAAUGUCAUAUAUAUUUUGGGUCUCACUUGUGGAUGGGUUCUCUUACAGAUAAGUAUAUAGUAUCUAUAAGUGGUUGCCAAAUGCAAAGCAAUUAUCAAUCUUUAUAAAUGGAGAGUUUAUUCUGUUAAACUGACAAGAUGUUUAUUUACAGAAAGUAUAAAAACAGGUUAAAGCUAAAAGGGAAGAAUGAAUAUAAAUUAAAUAUGACUUUAAACCACCACAGCCAUACUAUGAAUCUGGGAUGUCUUGAAAAAAACUGAGCAGAAGUAUUAAGUGGUAUUGUUUUGUGCAUGACAACUAUCAUUUGCUACCAACAUGAUUUAUACUAGUGCUGAAGACUGGAUUAGAAUUUGGAUGAACAUGUUCAAAAUGGUCUCUAAUCAUGACUUCUGCAGGCUUGUAUCAAGUGUGAUGUGGAAAAUGGGAUUUAUGGAUAUCCCCCAACCAUGUCUUCAUAUGGGCUACAGCCAUUUGAAAGCGAUAUAUUUCUCUUUUCUAGAAGUUGACCAGUUGCAAUGUUACAUGGAGAAUUGACUACUGUGUUGACAUUAAGCUAUCUGCAGUGUUUUAUAAACAUCUAAUUUAAUAAAUCACUGGUCAAAACAAA